AGAAAAGUCAACAAAACAGAAGAGGGAGAGCAAACAACACAAAAAACAUACACUUCAAAUUCUCCAUCUCCGUCUAACCUAAAAACUACAUCCUGAUGUUAUUUCCCUUGCACACUCACCUUCGUCAAACAAUUCCAGUGAUUCCUUUUUACAUUUUAUUUUCUUACCUGCUUUUUUCCACAUUAUUCGAUGUUUCUCCAUCUUUUCUUUCAACAUUCAACAAUUUAUUGUUUGCCUUGAAUUGAGUUCGAUUCGAGUUGUUGAAAAGCGUCUCCGUUCCGUGCUCUGUUCUCUCCAUCGUCCAUCGUCAUCUCGUCUACCUUGCCUGCUGUGCCCUGUGCUGCUGUGCUGUUGCUGCUGCUACUGUUGUGUUGCACUCAAAACUCAACUCAAAAAAGAUCACACAAAAAUCUAACUUAAUAUUUCAAAAUCAUUUUUAAAUAAAAAUUUGAUAAGAAAAAUGUUUAAAUUUUCGUUUCUUUUGAUUUCUUUGUUGCUCGCUAUCCAUUCAUCGGAAUGUGGUGUCUCUGGACGUGACGGUCGAUCCGGUUUAGUGGGACGUCGUUAUAACAACCGAUACAAUGUUCCAGCUCCACCGCCACAGCCCACAUUACCACCAACCCCCAAGGAGUACCUUGAUGCCAAAUCGAGCUUCUCGACCUUUGGCAUCAUUUCGAUUAUUUUCGCCAUCAUAAUGUGUGCCCUUGUCUUCUACUACAGCAUCAUGUGUUAUCCAUUCUUGUGCGCGUCCGAGAAGAAGUACCAUUUUAUGGAUGUUUCCUCAACCAUGACCACAACUACGUCCAGGUCAAUACAAUCCAUUGAGAAUUUUCCCGUAGACCAAAAACAUCCAAUUUAGAGA
This is a messenger RNA of Eupeodes corollae, 862 nucleotides long. RefSeq lists its product as uncharacterized. Lineage: Eukaryota; Metazoa; Arthropoda; Insecta; Diptera; Syrphidae. The record is from RefSeq and is a predicted model, not a curated record. Bases 461 to 859 code for a protein of 132 amino acids. The transcript is spliced from 2 exons.